CACUUCGCUGCAGUCGGAGCUCAUCUGGACUUUGGGCUUUGGACUUUUCCAGCUGCAAACAUGGCUCAGAUCAACAUCUGCCUCAAACACAUCUUCACUGUCUUCAAUAUAUUCUUCAUGCUUGCUGGUGGAGUAGCCAUCGCCCUCGCUCUGUGGUAUCAGUUCUUCAUGGACGUUCGAGGAUAUAACCUGGAGGGUCGCUCCACCCAACUCUUCAUCCUCUACGUGGUGGGCUGCAUCGCCAUGAUGAUCGCCUUGCUGGGAGCCUACGGAGCCCACAAGGAGAGCAAAGUGGCCCUGAUCAUGGUGAGUUCAGACUGUCAUUGUAUGGUGCUCUGCUUUGAGCUCAAAGGCAUCGUGGAGCAGACUUUCAGGAGGUUUGUGCCUCUGGACAAAUCUUCAGAGGAUGUGAGGAACAUGGCUGAGGUCAUUCAGGAGAAGUAUCACUGCUGUGGUCUGUUCAGCUACAAAGACUGGAAGAACAUCCCCGACUCUUGUGUAUGCAGCCAGGAGGAGGAGAAGGAGGGCAAGUGUCAGACUGUCGAAAACAACACUUUCAUGCUGCAGAGAAUGUCCGUCUACACUAAGACCUGCUUUCCCACCAUCAUGGACCACAUUCAGUUUCAUUACAACAUCAUGCUUGUGGUCAGCUUCACUCUGGCUGUUCUAGCUCUGCUUGGCAUGAUUCUGUCCUCCAUCAUGAUUCACCAGCUGUAUUACCCAAACAGACACACCAUCGUGGUCUCCAUGAUGCCACCAAAAUACAAGGAGCUGCACAACACCCCGGCAUACUAGCCAAAAAUUUCCUGCAUUCCAUCUCUGAACAGAGCUGGCAGCUUCCACCAGCUGUCAGCCAUCAUGAGAUCCCUGAGACCACUCACAGCUGGACUCGUGUAACCUGCUGUGUUUGUGGAAGGCAGUGUUAAUGUUACUGAUUCGAUUUGUCAUGGUAAAAUUAAAUGUAUUUAAAAGAAAAGCCACAUUCUUUUGCGACCUCAUGUGAAGUUUGUUAGUAGGACAGAAUCUUCCAAGCUUGCAGUUUGAAACCUGAGUGCUGUGAUGAUGCAGCUGCUUGUAAAAAUGUUUAUAAGGGAAAUAUUUUUGCAUAUCUUUGCAUUUUUGACGUCUCUAUGUGUCGUGUUUUCUUCUGAUUAAAACUGUAAAUCUAACCAUGUUACAGGAUUAAAAGGGGGAAAAAGAAA
Molecule: messenger RNA, 1202 nt
Organism: Pundamilia nyererei
Lineage: Eukaryota; Metazoa; Chordata; Actinopteri; Cichliformes; Cichlidae
Product: tetraspanin-8-like
Exons: 10
Coding region: 61-795 (244 amino acids)
Cellular component (GO): membrane
Source: RefSeq, a predicted model, not a curated record